UACUAAUAUCAAGCGUUUCUCCUCCACACGACUCUAAUACUCUUUUACACACAGAAUCCUCGACAUCAUGGAAGAUCCCCAGGCUCUAAUCCAGCAGGCCGAGAAGCUCGUAUCAAAGGGCAGCGGUGGCUGGAGCUUCCUGGGCGGCUCGGACGACAAAUUCUGGGAUGCUGCUCGAUUAUUCAAGGAGGCAGCUCAGGCAUACGAGCGACAGGGCCAAAAUAUCGAGGCCGGCAAGACAUACGAACGAGCCGCCGCCGUACGAGAGAAGAGCCUCAAGGAACUGGGCGACGCUGCCGACAGCUACGUCGAGGCCUCCGACGCCUACCGAAGAGAUGAUCCCGAGGCGGCGAUCCGAUGCCGAGAACGAGCCUUUGCUCUGAUCCAGCAGUCGACCAGCGAGAGCAAGCAGACGAGGCUGUCUAGAGUCAAGGAGAUCCUUGGUCAGAUUUAUGAGCAUGACCUGAAGGAUCUGAAGAGGGCGCGCGAGGCCUACAAGGAGGCUGCUGAGCGGCUACCGAAGGCGAGAGAACUGAAUGCCAACAAGCUAUUCACCCAAUACGCCGAUCUCGCCGCCCUCGACGAGGACUACUACGUCGCCAUCGAAACCUACGACCGCAUCAUCAACUCCAUGAUUGGCAACCAGACCAUGAAAUGGAGUCUCUCCACCUACUGCUUCAAGGCCGGCGUCUGCCACCUCGCCACCGGCGACCUGGUCGGCACCCGCCGCGCCGUCGAGAGCUACCGCCAAAAGGACGCCGAGUUCUCCUCCCAGUACAAGUACAAGCUGGUUGAGGACCUGUGCGGCGCCGUCGAGGCCCACGACCAGGAUCAGUUUGGCGAGCUCCUGUUCCAGUUUGAUCGCACGAGCAGGUUGGAGCCGUGGAUGACGGCCAUCCUGGUCAAGGUGAAGAAUUCCAUUGAGGCCCCUGAUGAUGAGUUUGCGUAAAGGGAAUGGAGAGGGAAAGAAAUGAUGUAAAUUGAAAAUUCCGGAGAAGAAAGAACAGAAAGAUGUGUAGCGUUCAAGAAGAGAAAUCACUAAGCAGACGAGGGUUUUGGUUUCAUGGGCAGCUCGUCUGGUUUCGACUAAUCAGGAUGUACACGUGUUGUUUAUUUAUUUGUUUGUUCCUUUCUUGGUUCGUCAUUAGGUAUAUAUAUACUCAAGGCAAUCAGCCAC
This is a messenger RNA of Trichoderma atroviride IMI 206040, 1177 nucleotides long. RefSeq lists its product as uncharacterized. Gene Ontology annotation, biological process: SNARE complex disassembly; intracellular protein transport. Gene Ontology annotation, cellular component: SNARE complex; vacuolar membrane. Lineage: Eukaryota; Fungi; Ascomycota; Sordariomycetes; Hypocreales; Hypocreaceae. Gene Ontology annotation, molecular function: syntaxin binding; soluble NSF attachment protein activity. The record is from RefSeq and is a predicted model, not a curated record.